This is a messenger RNA of Dothidotthia symphoricarpi CBS 119687, 3201 nucleotides long. RefSeq lists its product as uncharacterized. Gene Ontology annotation, molecular function: transcription coregulator activity. NCBI's taxonomy places the organism in Eukaryota, Fungi, Ascomycota, Dothideomycetes, Pleosporales, Dothidotthiaceae. Gene Ontology annotation, cellular component: Z disc; nucleus. The record is from RefSeq and is a predicted model, not a curated record. Bases 8 to 2914 code for a protein of 968 amino acids. The transcript has 3 exons.
CUUCUCAAUGUCCCGGCCAGGAGAGAUGGAAAGGGAAGGUGCUUUGUCACCUGGCCCAGCAUACUAUUCUCCGCAGCAAAUGAAGAACUAUCUUCAAGACCUGCGCACUAAUCGCCCUGCUCGUCCCACGGGUUCUCGUCCCCCGCCUGCACACUUCAACACAUGGUCUAGCAGAACAAACGUCAGGCUGUCGGUCGACUCUUCCGUACCGCUCCUACAGAACCCUCUUAAAGAGGCCACCGUCGACGUCGAUGCCCGCCCCCACACUGCCAAUGCGCCGAAGCUACAUCGCCGAGGGAUGUCGACCACGAACAUAGACGAGAUCGCAGCAGGUCGGGGUCGCUCCCUUGUCCAGCCACCACGGAGCCGAGAUCUGUCUACUUCUCGCGAACGGACGCCGAGCGGAGAGGGCGAGCGGCGCCAGACAGGGAAAGAUGAAGUGAGCGCCGUGCAAAUAGCAAUAGAGAGCUUAGAAAUCAAGGCCGAGGAGAAGCUGUUCGAGUCUGCGCGCGAUGAAGCUGCUCAGCUGGUCUGGAAGCACCAACACCCGAACGCACCUGAGGUCAGCCCUCAUGCGCCGUAUGCCUACCCUGGCCUGGAGAAGAAGAAGGACGGUGCUCCAAGGAGUCGGAGCGUGGAGCCCAAGGAUCAGGACCAGGAUCAGGACCUCCAACGUGCCAAUUCGAAGCUGAGGAAACGGCAUUCUAUGAGCAGCGCGGCGUCGGGCAGCAGGAGCAGCAGUUUACAGAGCAACGGAGGGGGAGAUGCAACUGGUUCAGACUCGUCUGUGCCUGGCAUCGCAGGAUUCAGCACGGCCCCUACCAAGGGAAGCUUUGACAGUGCUGUCAAGGUAGAAAAGCAAUCGGCUCUUGCGAAGGCGGCGUCUGAUCUCCCAGACUUGAAGAAUCGACGAAAGAGCAGUGGUUCCAGACGGAAAGCCAGUGGAAGUCUGUUCCAGAACCCCAACGACCAAAUCUACGAGGAGCCUGAAGAGGACUUACCCCCUGCUCCUGCUCCUACGCCAGUCAUCGAAACCCCUAAACCAGAAAAGCUACCACUAGGGGUGAGACGCAACCCGUUCCUGCGAUUCCAGUCGAUCAAAGGCAAUCCCAUGACGAGAUCAAACACGGAUCCUAUCGUUGAUAUGAAGAAGUUCGAUAUCUUUGAGCUUCACAACAACGCGCCAACUCGUUCGCACAAUGCUGCAUAUACGCUGAAUCCCACCGUGUCCAAGCCAGACAAUGACGUCAAAGAAAACGAAGCUGAGGUGAAGAUGAAGGAUGGCAAGGAGAUUCGAAGUGACGAACUCCGCGCUGCUACCGGCUUUCGUCUCAAGGACCGGAGCCCGAAGUUGCCUACUCCUACUGCGGUGUCCGACGCCCCUGGCAGACCCAUCGUUUCUUUCCAGAAAGGGUGGAACGAGGUCGAGCUCAAAGAAGAGAUAUCCACUCUGCCAGAACCGACGCCGCGGCCUGUGAACAGGUUGACUGCUGGUCCUCGUUCACUUUUCAAGUCUGCUACUUCUCCUGCCGUACCGACCAUGAACAGUUUGGAAAAUUCGUCCAGCAAAGUCAGGGCUGCGUCCCCAAGUCCCUUCUCAUCGGGUGGCUUUCGUCCAAGUUCGCCGGCUCCUCCUACAAGAGUCAAUCGGACAGAGGUGCCUGUCAUUAACAUCCAAGAGGAUGCGCCAAUAAGACCGCUCUCCAGUGCCGGUUGGUCGAGGAAAGUCAACACUCCACCGCCUGCCGCGCCAUCUGUACCAACAAUAAACGUUCACCAAUCCCCUUCGACACGCUCUAAACCAGCUCCAGCGCCUCCCAUACCUACGAUUUCAGUCUCAGAGACACCUUCGAUCGCGGUCAGCGCCCCCAGCCGCCGCGGCUCAAGCGUGAAGCCGCCAUCGACAGGAUUCACACAACCUAUUCCCACCAUCUCUGUUAGCGAGACUCCCGCACCCAACAGGAACCGGCAUGUUAAGACGCCUUCUAUCACAGUCACACCCGAUAUCCCCAUGAUUUCAGUGAACGAAUCACCAGCACCUUCUCGAGGAUCCAAGGUCAAUGCACCUUCGAUUUCAGUAACCCCUUCAGUGCCAUCCAUCACUGUGGGUGGAUCGUCUGGCCCGACACGUCCACGUCCACUGCCAGACCCCAAGCUGUAUGCUUCAAAGUCCUUUGGUCCCCAAGUUAGCACCAACACCCGUCAGCACUGGACGCCAACAACAGUCCGUACAGGUGCUCUUUGCACGCAAUGCUCAUUGCCUAUCGCGGGUCGCAUUGUCUCAGCAGCCGGUUUACGGUUCCAUCCAGAGUGCUUCGCUUGUUACCAAUGCGGCGAAAAGCUCGAAUGCGUAGCCUUCUAUCCUGAGCCCGAUAACAAACACUUCGACCGCGUAGCCCGCAUCCGAGCCCGCCAGCAUGGUGCAGACCUCGAGUUCCUUCCGACGCACCCUACUCCGCAGGACAUGAUGCGCUUAGAGGAUGAAGAUGGUGUCGACGAAGCUAAGCGUUUCUUCUGCCAUCUCGACUUCCAUGAGAUGUUCUCGCCGCGCUGCAAAUCCUGCAAGACGCCCAUCGAGGGCGAAGUCAUUGUUGCGUGUGGCGCUGAGUGGCACGCUGGACACUUUUUCUGCGCGCAGUGUGGCGAUCCAUUUGAUUCCUCGACGCCGUUUGUGGAGAAGGAGGGGUAUGCGUGGUGUGUUGGAUGCCAUACAAAUCGGUAUAGCACGAAAUGCAAGGGCUGUCGAAAACCGGUGACGGAUACAGUGGUGAAGGCGCUCGGGGCGGAGUGGCAUAUUGGGUGCUUUUGCUGUGUGAUAUGUUCUGGACCUUUCGACGACGGAAGGUACUUCCUUCGAGGUGAAUCUCAGGAUCCUGUCUGUGUGAAAUGUGAGGAGAGGCGGCUGAAAGCUUGAUCGUCGCCUGUCUAGCAGUGCCUAUCCUUGAGGUAUUUUUGAACAGAGGCUGCUUGGAUGUAAGGCAGGGUUCUGUUGGUUUUGACAUGCUUGUAUACGAUGAGAACGAAAAGCACGAGGUGUUAGUUGGGAGUUUCUGUUGCACUUGGAUAUUACAUGUAGCGUAGAUCGAAAUUGGGUAGCAUGGCGCUGGUCGGUGUUUGGUGUUUCGGACAGCAUAGGUACACGGUAGCAACGAAUGAUUGGCGUAGAAGCCUCAGAACCAAGAUGCGCCGUUCUCAAUAACA